Salvelinus namaycush (lake trout) is the source of this 3875-nucleotide messenger RNA. RefSeq names its product plexin domain-containing protein 2-like. Lineage: Eukaryota; Metazoa; Chordata; Actinopteri; Salmoniformes; Salmonidae. The record is from RefSeq and is a predicted model, not a curated record. The coding region runs from base 346 to 1974 and encodes 542 amino acids. The transcript is spliced from 14 exons.
CGGGUAGGAAUGAGACCUAUGUUUGCGGAGCUGGGAUGACCUCAAUAUUUUGAACCGUGUUGCUUGUUUUAGUGGUGGCUAGGGUCCUCUCUCACUCACUCACUCGCACACACACACACACACACACACGCACACACACACACAAACAAAACACCACACAUCAUAUUUGCCGUUUGUAAACCAGCGAACAGCGCAGACAGGGUUUUCUCUGCAGAAGGCUGUCUUGCAGACUACACUCGAGAAGAGUUACGGAGUGGAGUGUACGUUUUGGACCCCCUACGACUUUGGUGUAUAGAAAAUACAUUCUAAAAAGAGGAGCAGUGCAAUCAGUCGUGAAUCUCGGAUAUGGCGGGGUUGAAAAUAUUCAACCUUGUUGUUCGAGUUGUUUUAGUUUUGCAGUCUCUUGGAAAUGCGUUUCACGUGCCUGGAGGGGACCUGACAAACGGGGUCUCCUACUCCUACCUGCAGGGGCAGCCACUGGCUGAGGAGGACGUGGCAGUGGAUGUGAAGUUGUACAGUCACCGGUGGAGGAGGUGGCUGUCCCCAGAACAACCACGUAACAUGGACAAUAACAGGGCCAGCCAGGACCAGGAUCAGCAGGACCAAGACCAGAGUCAAGACCAGCCUGAGGGGAACUUCCCAGGCCUGCUCUCAGCAGAGGACAGCCAGGACACUGACAACAGUUCCCAGAUAGAGGAGGACAUAGAUCACAACUACUACACAUCAAAGACCUACGGCCCCACGGACCCCAUGAGCAAGGACUUGUGGGUAAACGUUGACCAGAUGGACAAGGAGAAGGUGAAGAUCCAUGGCAUUUUGUCCAACACUCACAGGCAAGCUGCGAGAGUCAAUCUAUCCUUCGAUUUCCCCUUUUAUGGACAUUUUCUGCGCGAUCUCACCGUGGCAACUGGUGGGUUCAUCUACACGGGUGAUGUGGUCCACAGGAUGCUGACGGCCACCCAGUACAUCGCCCCCCUCAUGGCCAACUUUGAUCCCAGUGUCUCCAGGAACUCAACCGUCAUCUACUUUGACAAUGGCACUGCUCUGGUAGUCCAGUGGGACCAUGUCCACCUGCAGGACAGCUACAACCUGGGCAGCUUCACCUUCCAGGCCACACUGCACAGCGACGGCAGGAUCGUCUUCGCCUACAAAGAGAUCCCCAUCGAGGUGGCCCAGAUCAGCUCUGUCAAUCACCCGGUGAAGGUGGGCCUCUCCGAUGCCUUUGUGGUGGUCCACAGGAUCCAACAGAUUCCCAAUGUUCGUAGGAGAACGAUCUAUGAGUACCAUCGCGUGGAGCUGACGAAGACCAAAAUCACCAACUCCACAGCAGUGGAAAUGAUGCCUCUACCGACAUGUCUCCAGUUCACCAGCUGUAGCAGCUGCAUCUCCUCCCAGAUCAACUUCAACUGCAGCUGGUGCCACCGCCUUCGCAGGUGUUCCAGUGGGUUCGACCGCCAUCGGCAGGACUGGGUGGAUAACAGCUGUCCUGAUGAGACCAAGGACAAAAGCUGUGAUAUCAUCAACACCACACAACUCUAUCCGUUCACCACCACGUUAGUUGCCAAGACAACAGGCCGGAGCAGAGGAGAGACCACCACAGCCGGAGCCUCUUUGUCUACGUCCCUCUCCCCGACCAGCGUCCCCACUGAAGAUGACACCAAGAUUGCUCUGCAUCUCAAAGACAAUGGAGCGAUGCCAAAGGAGAGUUCUGCAGAGCGGAAGGGCACACACCCCCUGCACACUGGACUGAUCCUGGGCAUCCUCAUGGUCAUGCUCAUCAUGGCUGCCACAGUCCUGGUCACCGUCUACAUCUACCAUCACCCCACCUCGGCCGCAAGCCUAUUCUUCAUCGAGAGACGUCCCAGCAGGUGGCCGGCCAUGAAGUUCCGCCGAGGGUCCGGUCACCCGGCCUAUGCGGAGGUGGAGCCUGUGGGCCAGGAGAAAGAGGGCUUCAUCGAGUCUGAGCAGUGCUAAAGGGCAUCCCCCCCACCACACACACACACAAACACCCCCCACCGUGCCGCUCUCCCCCUUCCCGUAUUGCCCCCCUUGCGCCCGCUCCACAGGGACUGACACACCAGUAUUGCCCCAGAAACAGGCCUUCCGAAUCUGCCGUACCCAUGGCGACUGAUUGACGCUGGUCUCUUGUUUUGUUGAUUAAAACACUCACUGUCAAGAUUGUAAACUUAAAUUAGAAAAUUGUGGAGGUGUUAAUUUGAAACCCCACACUCUUGCUGGUUGUCGAAGAGUGGGCCUUGUGUUUGGUGGACUACCAUGGUGGACUACCACCUUCAACCCUGGCUUGUCCAACAGAGAGCUGAUCUGAGAGCUAAGGGAGGGUCACUGCCAGAGGGACUGUGCUGUAGGAAAAUCUUGAAAACUGAUCUCAAGUCAGCUCUUCGUCCAAGUCCUCAAAGUCUCACACUCAUGCUGGUUGAAGUGACUGACUGACUGACUUGUUGGGGACAGAGGGAAAGUAGCCCCGUUUAUACCUGGUGCUAAUAUGCGUCCUUUGUCCUGAUCUUGUCCACAUUUUGAUUGUGCCAACAUUUUAAGACAGGUGUAGAUGAUUAAGACACAUUGUGAUCUGAUUGUGAUCAGAUCUUCCUGACCACCUCCGGAGGUAGUCAGGCACGCAUUGCAUCUGGAUAUCAAUUAAGUGUAAACAGAUCUGGAUGGUCAAACCAUUUAAAUCAUCAUAAUACCGACCUUUAAAAUCAUUGACAGGUAUCAAAAUUGACUUAGGGCAUCAGUAACUGUCUUAAAACAAAUAAAUCCAUAUUAUUUUAAAAUAUAUCUGUCAAAUAAUUUGCAUACAAGGAGGCAUGAGCUCAUCUGGUCACAAUGCGGGUACAGUGGACGGAUAAGAGACACAUUUUAAUACUAUGUGUAGAGGCGAAAAAACCUUGAUCAGAUAGUGAUUGGAUCAUAUUGAUCAGAUCACGAAACUCACAUGUUAGCACAAGGUGUAAACGAGGCUAUUGAGUGGGUUGUACAGAGUAACUGCACUACACUGUGCUGGUGUGUGAUGCAUUGGGGGAGUAGGUGGAAUUAUACAAUAUAUUUUUCAGAAACAAUACUGAGUAUGUGAACAGAGAUCUCGACUUUAAACGUUGGUGAGGUUAUAUAGACUUUACAUCCUUUUGGGAUUUUGCUAAUGUACUUUUUUCGUAUUUUGUUUUCUGUUGCUUUUUUUACUUGGGUUUUCUUAUUCCUAAUCAGUGUGGGGGUUUUGUCUUGCUUCCCACUACCAUAAUAAGGCUUCUUUGCCAUAGCUUUUACGCCAUAGUGUGGUUCAAUAGUGUGAUAUGCUCUUGCUACUGCCACUCAUCCCAUCCGGGAGUAGCAGUCUGCAAGUCUGGAAAUGUUCAGCUCUGUCAUCUCUUUUUUUUUUCUUUUUUUGUCAAAGAUUGUGUGGUUUUUGCUUACUGAGAAAACCUCUGUUUUCCACGAUGGGGUGACGGGCACACUCUUCUCUCCUCAUUGGUUUGAUAGCUCCCUUAUUAACAUAUGUUGUUGUUGUUUUGUUUGUCUUUACAGGGAUUUCAGUACUGCCGUGCCAUUAUUUCCUUGACUGGAGUCUGCUCAAACAUUUUUUGCACAAAAGUUUUUCCAUGCACAUAUAUCUUUAGUUCAUUUGACUUGUGGUACUAAUGCAAAAUUGCAAGACAGGCGCUUGUGAGUGUGUGUGGUUGUGUGUAUGCAUGGUCUAUAUGUGAGUGAGUGAGUGUUUGUGUGCUUAGAUAUCUACCUGCUUGAAGGUGGGUCAGUUGGAGCUGGUUCUGUGUAAUUGAUGCUGAUUGGUUGACCUGAGGUACAUUAACAAGAUGUUAUGAGACGUGUUGGCGAUACAUUAAAAAACAUACCUGGCUUGA